Phytophthora nicotianae INRA-310 is the source of this 2008-nucleotide messenger RNA. Its product is annotated as amino-acid N-acetyltransferase. Gene Ontology annotation, biological process: L-arginine biosynthetic process. Gene Ontology annotation, molecular function: L-glutamate N-acetyltransferase activity, acting on acetyl-CoA as donor. Bases 113 to 1804 code for a protein of 563 amino acids. The record is from RefSeq and is a predicted model, not a curated record. Gene Ontology annotation, cellular component: cytoplasm. The transcript has a single exon. Lineage: Eukaryota; Oomycota; Peronosporomycetes; Peronosporales; Peronosporaceae.
UUUUGCUUGGCCAACCGCGAUGCUGUGCCUGCCAGCUUGGCAUACUCGCAUUUGCUACGCUGUAGACAAGCGGUCCCCCUUCUGAUCAAGCGUCACGCUCCCCCCAAGUUCCAUGUGGGUCCGUCCCGGCGUCCUGAACUCUCGUAGACUGAUCUUUUCGUCCGUCUGCGGUCGCUCGCGCUCGACUUUGGGCACUUUGCGCGUUUUCACGUCUUCCCGCGCGGCGCUACUGGCUGCUGGAUCUCCUUCCGCGCCCGUCAAUGAGGCACUUGGCGCCGGACAUGGCUUCGCACACGCCGGCCACGGCCACGGCUUGGGACCAAUUAGCCUCUCUCCACCCAUCGAAGACCAACAGGCCGUCUACUCCGACUUCAUGCCCAUCGUACCACCCGAGUGUCUGCGCGUACAGCAGGGUUUGCAAACUGAGGGUCGCACUGUAGGCCCGUCCUCCUUCACCGCCAUGUUCCGGGACAUGUCGCCCUACAUAAACUUCCAUCGAGGCACAACCAUGGUCAUCCACCUACCUGGACAAUUGGUGGAAUCCAACCUCUUCGGCGCCGUCAUGCACGACAUUGCAUUACUCAAUACUUUCGGGGUUAAGCUGGUGCUAGUGGCCGGAUCGCGACCGCAGCUUAAUCGGCAAUUAUCGCUCCGGAAACUCUCGCAGAGAUUCGACUGUGGUAUGCGCAUUACAGGGCCCAUGGAGCUCCAAUGUGCAAUGGACGCAGCAGGAUCUGUGCGGUUCCAGAUUGAAAGUUACCUUGGACGAGGAAUCGUCAACUCGCCCGGACGUGCCAGAACUAUUAACAUCGCUUCGGGUAAUUUUAUCACGGCGCAACCCGUGGGUGUCAGAGGAGGAGUGGACUUUAAAAACACAGGCGAAAUGCGACGACUCAAUGUCGAUAAGGUGCGCGCUGCAUUGGAUGACGGAGAUAUUGUGCUCAUUUCGAGCAUCGGCUACAGUGCCAGUGGUGAGGUCUUCAACUGCCUCUCGGAACAAGUGGCCAGCAAGUGUGCUAUUCAACUAGAGAGUGCCAAGCUUAUCUUUAUGCACAACGGCGAGGAACUGAUCGACUCGCGAUCGAACUCGGUCGUGCAGACUCUGGUGAUUGAACAGGCACAACAAUAUGUGGAGCUGGCACGACAAAACCCGGACAUUAGCGGUGACUUCUUGCUAUACUUGAAGGAAUCUAUCAAGGCAUGUGUCAAUGGAGUCAAACGCUCGCAUCUAGUCAGCCGACACGUGGAUGGUGGUUUACUACAGGAGCUAUUUACCCGUGACGGUGAAGGUCUCAUGAUCACUAAGCACAUGUACGAAGGGAUCCGCAUGGCUACAACUAAUGAUAUCGUGAGUAUCAUGCGUCUCAUUCAGCCUUUGCUGGACGAUGAUGUGCUGGUGUCGCGUGACCAGGAACAGAUUGAGAGUAACGUGGACACAUUCACAGUUGUGGAGCGCGACGGUGCUAUCAUCGCUUGCUGCACCCUUCAGCCGUACGAGAACAACUUUGCUGAGAUGGGUUGUGUGGCUGUGGACCCCACCUACCGCAAUCUUGGCAAGGGUAAUGCAAUGCUAGGCUACAUUAUGCGCAAGGCAGCAGCCAUGGGCGUCAAUAAGCUGUUCGUGUUGACGACGCGAACGGCUCAUUGGUUCUUGGAGCGCGGCUUCGUGGAGGCUACAGUGAACGACUUGCCCCCUUCGAAGCUGGCCAAGAUCGACCUAAAACGCAAAUCGAAAGUCUACAUUUGUGACAUCAGCACCAAGAAAGCUCUGGACGAGAAGGAGCUGCUGCUUCAGAUGGAAUAACGCGGUGAACUUCCAGAUUUUACGAUUGACCGACUUUUUGACUAUCGGCCAAACACCUCAUUGAUUAGAACGGAGGCAGAAGAGCAGGACAUUGCACUUAUUUAAAUUCACAGCAAGCUGGACAGCAAUGACUCUCGGAAACCACUGCUCGGAUCUUUUUAUCCCAUGCUUCUCUAUCUUGGUUAACUGACGCUAUUUGGCGAG